AUGCAAUCAACUAUAAAUUGUUGUUCUUGCACCGAAACUGACAAAGGAAAAGGUUUCCAAGACCUGUCACCAUCAAUACAAAAUUCAGUUAAAAAAAUUAUUACAAGCGAGGCUUAUAGGUUAUGUAAUGUUGAAAUUAAGGAGUUAAAUACGGGUGGUGGCAAUUUUCUUGCUGAAUUAUAUGAAAUUUGUAUCAAAGGAGAAACUGCUGAAGGUGAAAAGGAAAUUAAUUUAUUCGUGAAACAAAAAAUUGUACUAGAAAAUAUCAAAUUUGUUUGCAUCGACAAAGCGUAUGUAAAAGAAGAGUUCGCGUAUAAUAAAUUAUCGAAAGUUUUUACGUUAAUUCAAGAUGAGGCAAACGUGCCACCGAAUCAACGAUUUAACAUGCCCAAAUCAUAUGAAGAAACUGAUGAUAGCACGAUUAUUUUGGAAAAUUUAAAUAAAAAAGGAUUUACAACAUAUGACCGAAUGAAAUUAAUAUCAUUAAAGUAUGCAGAAUUAGGUGUAAAAGAAUUGGCAAGAUUCCACGGUCUAUCGUUUGUGAUUGAACAGAAAAUGCCUGAAUAUUUUGAGAGAAAGAUAAAAUCUUUAGAGCAUAGUUUUAAUUAUGAUGACGAUUGGAAAGUCAUGAUGAAGAAUAUAGUCAUGUAUAUAGCUAAUCUCUAUGAUGGUGAAAUAAAAACUAAAAUCCAGAAAGCAUUACCAGUUUUCAUAGAAAAGUUUCCAAAAUAUAAUAACGAUCAAACUUCGAUUAAAUGUACGUUGUCUCAUGGAGAUUUUAGAUUGAAUAACGUGUUAGUUCGAGAGGAAAAUGGUCAACCUGUAGAAGUGGUACUAGUGGACUAUCAGCUUAUUGACUUUGGAUGUCCAAUUCGAGAUUUGCUGUUCUUUAUUUUUUCUAGUACUGAUCAAGACUUUAGAAGACUACAUCUAAAUUACCUGAAGGAAUUAUAUUUCGAUACACUAUCCGAGUUUCUCAAAUACUUUAAGAUAGACGUGGAAGAUGUGUAUCCUAAAAAGUAUUUUGAUAAGAUUUACUCUGAGUGGUUAGAUUUUGGUUUAUUAGUGACAGUAUACAGUGCAGUGUUUUUAUUUGCGCCAGAAACGGGCCUGGAUUUACGAGUUCUGACACUUUCUGAAAUACCAACAGAAUUUGAUGAAGAAGUUGAUAAUAGAUUUCGUGGUCUAAUAGAUGAUUUCUUAGAAUGGGGCUAUUUG
Brenthis ino (lesser marbled fritillary) is the source of this 1218-nucleotide messenger RNA. The record is from the annotation of a GenBank genome assembly. NCBI's taxonomy places the organism in Eukaryota, Metazoa, Arthropoda, Insecta, Lepidoptera, Nymphalidae.